CAUAAAAUGAUUUAAAUGGAGACAAUGGUUCUCUAGCCGAAUAUUUUUGGAGAGGGAAACAAUAUUUCAGAAUAAAACAGCUUAUUGUUUUAAAAUCAUGGAUACAACGUGGUUUACAAUAAUGAUACUGUCGUUGGAUAUCAUCGGAUUACUUCAGUUUUCGUGUCACUACAUUCACACAUUUGAGCUUGCCCCUGUAAUAUUUGGUAUGGUUCGGCAUGGAAACAAAAGUAUCAGUAGAGAAACAGAAAACGAUCGUAGUUGUAAUGUAAGAUAUAUUUGGUAUACAGUAGACGCAACAGAGAUAUAUCAAGUAUAUAGUGCAGUUCGGCAGUUAGAAAUGAGAUACAACGUUGAUGUGAUAGUUGUCCUAGACGAUCUUGGUGCAGAUCAUCAUUUAAUUACAACAACCACUGUUCCAUUAAUAAAAUGGGGAGCAAAGCCUGCAUAUAUAUUGAAGCAAAAUAUGGUCGCUCCUUUGAACAAUACACUGGGAAAGAUGAAUGAAGUGGAAUAUUGUCCUGUAGUUGAUGUACAAGAUAAAAAUGAUCCGUACUGUUUUGAAAAAGCAGUUGUGAAAGAGAUUAACAAGAAUAUUAAUAAUGAUACAAGUUUUAAAAUAAACGUGGAUGUCAGAGGCGCAGAUGUAAUAUCUAUUCUGAUCACAGGGAAACUAAAGUGGAAAUUAGUUAUUAUCUUUCAUGAUACAGAUACAGAAAUGGAAGCUGCCCGAGUAGUGGAUUUACUAUCAAAGAAUAGGAUAAUGAUAGUUAUUUAUAACUUAGACGUUGAAGCAGAUCUGAUAAAAAUACUCCACGAGGCGUAUCAAAAAAUUGUACCAUUGCAUACAGAAAUAAAUUUUGCUGUUCUCUGCAAAUUUGAUUGUAUACGAAGACUUUUUAAUACUGCGAAUCAUUUUGAUCAGACUGAUUUAAAAACAAAGACUCUACUUCGUCAGUUUUCUAGAUGGCUAGUCGUAGUAUAUGAUCAUCAUUUUCACUUGUCAGCCACAUUGAGAGAUUGCGCGAAGGAAAUCGACAAUAUUGCCGUUGUGGCUUUUCCAAGAAUUUCGUCAACAAAUGCGGAAAAGGUACACUAUUAUAACUUUUCAUUACCAUAA
Ruditapes philippinarum (Manila clam) is the source of this 1120-nucleotide messenger RNA. RefSeq lists its product as uncharacterized. The transcript has 7 exons. NCBI's taxonomy places the organism in Eukaryota, Metazoa, Mollusca, Bivalvia, Venerida, Veneridae. The record is from RefSeq and is a predicted model, not a curated record. The coding region runs from base 98 to 1120 and encodes 340 amino acids.